AUGUCGUCCCGCUCUUAUCGCACUUACGGAGGAGCGGGAGGGUCACCAUCUGGAUAUCGCUCACCUGAUGGACCUCGACACGUUCCCGCUCGCCAGGAAGGGCCAAGCUCAUAUUCUGCCUUUGGCACCAAACGCGCCAGAGGACGAGCGUCGCCGACUUGGAGCGACCAACCCGACAAAAUAUCCAGAGGAUCCAACGCAGCCGCGGAUAGGGGGCGCGGUCGUGGCAGCUCUGGGUCCCAAUCUUCUCAAUGGCGUCGACAGGACGACCCUCAAUGGAGCAAUGCGUCGUGGGACAGCGCAUCGCCGAUGCGGUCUUGGGAUGGUAGUGCAUCACCGGCGCAGUCGAACGACUGGUCUUGGAGUAACUCCUCACCGGCGCAUCUAAACGAUUGGUCUUCAGGCAAUGAUUCGCCCAUGCAAACGGACGACUGGGGUCGGGGCAACGCGGUUGACUCCCAACCGAACUCUUGGCCUGAAGAUCCUAACCAGAGCCCCGCGCCAACGAACAACGGUUCUGGCUCAGGCGAAGCUUCUGGCCUGGCUGCACUCUCCACUGAAGAUUGGUCCAAAUGGGCUCCUCCGAGCACGAUCACAUCCUGGGCUGAUGAUGAUCCGGCUUCGGAGAGUGGUGCUCUGCCGCCCUUGCCAGUGGAUGCUGAAUGGGGAAACCUCCCGAAGUGGAAAGACCGCCUUAUCUUCACCGACACUGCUGCCAGCGUCGUGGACGAGGAUGAAUUCCCUUCACUGCUGCCUUCGACAUCACAAGAAGCUCCACCCAGGUCUCCGCAACCAGCAAUUGACCGCAGCUCUUCUGGGACGCCUUCCACCGUCCGGUCCGGAUCUAGCCUAUCACGGCACAUCGAGCAACCUCGCUCUACCCCAAUACCCUCGAUGGUGCGAUCACGCGCCACUUCCGCAUUUGGAAAGGGUAAGAAUACCUAUAUGUCAAACAAUUCCACCAUACCAGUUUCUACAAACAACGACUGGGAUGUUGUAGAUCACCGAGGAGACGAAGCCGACCAGAACUAUCGGGUAGUUCAGGAAGCCAUCCGUUUUGUGAACGGCGAUUGGGAUCCUCUACCGGACGGUCCAGGCUGGAACGAAGCGGGCGAGCCCAUAAAUAAUGUGAACGUAGAGGAUGAGAUCGUGCGCGUGUGGGAGGACGGUGCACGAAGAGAUGUCGAAUCUGAAGAUGGAGGUUCUGGGCGUACGACUCCUGGGUCAACCGAUACACUCAUCAAUCCAUCCGACCUCCCUGAAGGCGUUCCGAGAAUUAGGCCAUUCAUUGGUCUAUCAGCUGCAUUCACGCCGAAGGCACGCAUCUCUGCGGUUGUUCUUGCCACUCAAGACAGUAUUGUCAUCAUCAAUAUGUCCGAUGCAUACAUGACAGAAGCAGCUGACAUGGACAAAGAAGUGCGGCUUCGAGAGCUGUUAAUCACCCUACUUGAACGUGAAAAGCCAACUAAUAUUGCGACCGACUUCGGACGUUUGGCACUGGCCAUUCACCGCGAUCUCGAUAUACAUGUGAAUGGCAUCGAUCUAUCUGCCUCACUAUCUGGCACAACCCGAACCGUCUACAUGCCUGCGCAGUUGGCUCUUAUGACGACUAACCACCCGCACAAAUCUGUGCUGAAAGAGCUUGCUUUGGUGCUGAAAGAUCAAGGGAAUGAAGAAGGACCUAGCCCCAUGACCGCCGCUGUUGCUGGUGCAUUGUUUGCGGCAUUGUUUGCAGAUGGAAGGGCUUUCGAGCCUGACAAGAUUGUCAGGCUGAAAACACAACAUGUCCAGGAGAAAGAACUUUGCCUCCUUGAGACCAUGCAGUUGCAGGCGGAUGUAGUCGAUCGCUCUCGGCCGUCCACAUACGAGGCAGAUGUCGUGUCGUGCCACAUCACCGCUACUAAUGCAAUUGUCGUGACCAAUGCACGAUAUGCGACAAACAUUCGUCCGCGCAUGAAUGUUAUGAUAACAUUCGACAAUGGGCAGACUUUGCCAGGUAGAGCGGUCGCUACUCGGUCAAAGCAGACCAUGAUUGAGUUCACAAAUCCCGAUGCACUUCUCGAAAAAGCUGUGGUGGAGUCCAUCCUGGUCGUUGGGGGUGACCUGCCAACUAUGGCUGAAGUUGCCAAGCGUGAUUGGAUGCUUUCUCAGCUUCGAGAACCGUCACGGCUCUCUGAUCGGAGCGAUAUAUUUCGCUCGAUCUGGUUCCCAACUGAAGGCGAUAUCAAGAUGCUGGAAGACAGUGUCAGAGGCGCUGCUGACUUGGCCGACGAUGAUGACGACUGGAGAGUUCCGCUGGAUGAGUCACAGACCCAGGUUGCCGCGGUCAUGUGCUGCCCAGAAUAUCCAGUGGUAUUAACCCAUGGACCUCCCGGUUCGGGGAAGACAAGGACGAUCAGCGCAGCAGUUUACAGAUGGACCGAACUUGGGCAGACAUCCUGGCUUAAUGGCUUCAGCCAAUUUAAGCUUCUUGUUUCAGCAGAUUUCUAUACUGCUUGGCACGAGAGUGUGUACACUGACGUGAGCAGUAACCUGAUCACUCUGGAUGACCUUCCAGACAAAAUGGAAGAUCUUUGGCAUGCUCUGCGUAACUAUCCGGUCAUACUGUGUACACUGUCCAUGAUGUCAAGCCGUACACUCAUUACCCGUGGUCUUUUCGAAGUGAUCCCUGUCCAGAACCUAGUCAUCGAUGAAGCUUCCCAAAUAUUCACAGGCGACUUUCCACAUUUAUUCUAUAGAAUAUCGACCGACUUGAAGAAACUGCAAUCGCCUCACGACUAUUAUCUGUAUACGCCAGUACCGCCCUUCGGCUCUGAUCUCUCUGAAGAGCUUUCAACUGUAUUCGAUCUGCCACAUUUGCAGAAGAAUAUGCAUUUCUUGCGCACGACGUACCGUGUACCUUUUGCAUUGAACCAAUUCCUCUCCGAUGAAGUUUACAAAGGCAACCUCCACAGCCGAUUCAAGCCUGAUCGAUCCACGAGCGUACUCAAAUUUAUUAAUGUAUCUGAUGGAGAGGAGAUCAAGGUUGGAACAAGUUGGCGAAAUCUCAAAGAAGCCCAGGCAGUCGUCCAUCUGGUUGAAAAAUAUUAUCACCACAAAAACUUCGUCGUUCUUACCCCAUAUGAUGCUCAGCGAGCAUGUAUAGAACAAUUGCUGUUAAAAUGCAACCGAGCUUGGAGAGGGAAGGUGUAUAAUGUUGACAGUUUCCAAGGCAAUGAGGCGGAUUAUGUUUUGCUCUCUCUAGUACGAACCAGCCGCCCAGGAUUCCUCACUUCGACUCAACGCUCAAACGUAAUGCUCUCCCGAUGUAAAUUGGGUAUGGUUAUUGUCACCAAGAGCUCCUUCCUACACCGCCGUGCUGCUAGCGAUACACUCGUUGGCAGGUUAGCCACCCGUUGGGAACGAGACCACCCAACAAGCCCUUGGGUGAACGUCCGGUACAUCCUCAAUGGGAAUGCGGACAUGCCUGGCGUUAAAGGCAAUGGGCCCAAACGGCCCGAGCGAGGUUGGCAAGGUGACAAUCCUUAUGCGAUGCCCAACCCUGCAAGUGGAUUCGGGCAUGUUACGUUUGGUUCACUGUAUAGUGAUAUUAUUGUUUCAUGA
Messenger RNA from Dacryopinax primogenitus, 3603 nucleotides. RefSeq lists its product as uncharacterized. The record is from RefSeq and is a predicted model, not a curated record. Gene Ontology annotation, molecular function: 5'-3' DNA helicase activity. NCBI's taxonomy places the organism in Eukaryota, Fungi, Basidiomycota, Dacrymycetes, Dacrymycetales, Dacrymycetaceae. The transcript has 12 exons. Bases 1 to 3603 code for a protein of 1200 amino acids.